Molecule: messenger RNA, 1896 nt
Organism: Caenorhabditis remanei
Lineage: Eukaryota; Metazoa; Nematoda; Chromadorea; Rhabditida; Rhabditidae
Exons: 9
Coding region: 1-1896 (631 amino acids)
Molecular function (GO): DNA binding
Source: RefSeq, a predicted model, not a curated record
AUGGACAAAAUCCCGAAAGACGAGGAGCUCUUGCUCCUUCCAGUAAAAGAAGAGUCUUUGAUAGUUCCAAAGAUAGAAGAAGACAGUUAUGAGGAGAUCUACGAGGCAUAUUCUCCACCAGUUGAGCAGCCAAAACAGGACCCUAAUGAAAGUCUCCGCGAUUAUCUGAUGAGAACCACCCAACCUCCACCCCGACCCAAAGAGCUCACCCAGGAGGACAUUGACCUUUUGGAAAGUGUAUUUUUGGAUUUUGUGACGGAAAAAGGAAUCUUUUUCGAUGCGGACGUGAUGAUCAAGUCGCUGAUCAGAAAGACGUGUUUGACAAGAAACGAGCUUCGCGACUGGAUUCGUGUUAGAAAAGAGAAAGUGAGACAGGAAGUGCCGGCGUGUCUCUCGAAAUCGACGAGUGCAGUUUUCGAAAGAGUUUACAGUGAUCUGAAGACCAAAAAUGGGGGAUGCACACCGUUUCUCUCUCCAGAACAGUUGGAUAACUUGGCGGAGGAAGUGAAUGAGAGUAAGAAAGUGAUCCAAAGAUGGUUCAACUACAAGCGGUACCGCGAGAAAAUGCAACAAGAGAGAGCCGCUGUAAAACCACUUCCCAAAGCACCCAAUCCCAGGAGACACAGCGCUGUCAAACGUCCAUGUCCACCACCUUCCGUGUCUGAUGAAGAUCGGAAAAUCUUUCAGAAACAAAUCAAAAUUUUGGAGGAGUUAUAUGAGGAAUACGGGCAUAAUGGAAUGGAACUCUCCGUCCAAGACUUGCAGUUUUUGGGAAGUAAAGGAGAGAUGGGAAGAGAAGAGCUCGAGGAAUGGUUUCAACUGAAAAUAGUUGAGGAGAACGUGUCGAACCAUUUGACUCAAUACAUGGAGGCAUCCAAGGAUCCUUUCGCAACGAUUAUUAAGAGUCAAUCGCUUACAGCAUUCUUUAAUAAUGAGUAUAAUAAGCAGAAAUGGACGACUCCAGCACGGAAUCAGAUGCUGUCGAACAGUUCGAAUCUGGCUCCGUAUGUGAUCGAUCGUUGGUUCAUCGACAAAAAAUAUAAGGAGGACUCCAAGAUUGCCCUCAAUGCGUACCGUCAAGCUGCCUCUCUCCGAUACAACGAAGAGUACCCAUUCUUCAACAAGGUUUCUCCUGGAAUGAGAUCAGCCCUUAUCGAGAUUCGCAAUGAUCCUAAAAAGUCAACGAAAGACUUUUUGAAACUAUGCCAACAGAGGAAUGAGCAUGUCGAAAUGACGGAUUUCACGUUUUUCUAUGGAAAAGAGAAUAGGAAUGAGCGAGAAUUUCAGAAGGAGUAUUUGGAGGAACAGCUGAAGAAAAUUACUCCGGAAGAGCAAGAAAUUUUGACGACAGUGUUCUACGAAUGGAGAAUCAAUGUCAACAUGUUUCUCAAACAUGUGACUCACUUGAAGUUGAGCACUACAGUGAUCAAAGAGAUGCAUGCCAAGAUGAAAAAGAAUCCGCCACCGAGGAUCGAAAUUGAAAGAAAACCGAGUACCUCUUCACAUGUCCCAGCACCAGAUUAUGUAGAGGUGAAGGCUGAAGAAGUGGAUUAUGAAGAGGUCAUCUAUGAAGAGCAAGCGGUUGUAGUAGAGGAUCAGAAGAAUAUCGAUUUGCUCAUCACGGAUGAUCAAAAUGGAACGAACUAUUUUGAGGCAAAACAGGAGAUUUUUGAAUUCGAAGAAGUACCGGGAUCAUCGUCUCAACUACUCGAACAAGUUCCAGAAGAGCACUGGAUUGAGGAGAGUGAAUAUGAUGCGUACGAGGCUCGAGAAUACGAAUAUCAGUACGAAGAGCCAUUGAUAGAAGGAGAUGAGGACCAGAAGGCUGCACACCUGUUGGAAAUGGAAUUGAGAGAUCAGGAAUAUUUUGAGGAGAAGAAACCGGAGACUGGGUGA